AUGGGGUCAAUCGAUCAAUCUACAAACGCCCAUGUGGACAGCAUCGUAAUGCGAUCUGGCCCUGAGGACGAUGAGGUCUCUCCAAGUGCAGAUCCUCGGCUUGGCGUUGGUGUUUUAGCUGUCAACCACUUGGCCGGUUCCUCGGGGGUUCCUGUUGAUGAAAACAUUCCCAAGGGACCCUCGCGACAGCAGAUCCUCAAGGCUAUUGGAUUCCUACGCUCUAGUAUGGCGCUCAACCGAAUCAAAGGUGAUGAUGAACUUUUCGUUGGAGGGGUUUUUGGUGCCAACCGCGCCCGUCUCAUCAAGGAACACAGAAUCACGCAUAUUCUUUCUGUCAUAGACCAUACAGUGGAUCGCGAAAAUGAGGCAUUUCGUCAUGUGAAGCACCUGAGCAUCGACAUCGACGACAUGGAAGACCAGGACAUACUCAUCCACUUGCCGAAGAUUGUUCGCUUCAUCGAUUCCGGGCUCCGUGGCAUCGACCCUUCCGAUUCCUCAGCUGUUGCAUCCCCUGGUGUGGUUCUCGUGCACUGCGCUAUGGGCAAGUCACGCUCCGUGACCGCAAUCAUUGCCUACCUCCUUUGGAAGUAUCCAUACCGCUUCGGAAAGUCAGAUCCGAACAUAUCAGCGAAGGAGGCUGUGUCGAGAGCCCUGGAGUGGGUAAGGGAAACGCGGCCCAUAGCCGGGCCCAAUGAUGGUUUUAUGCGACAGCUCGAAAUGUGGUGGGACAUGGGAUGUCCAGCUGACAGUGAUGAUGCUGUGGAGAGGGAACCCGCGUACCAACGUUGGCUCUACCAGAGAGAAGUUGAGGACGCUGCACGGAUAGGACGUGCCCCCGAUCGUCUGCGGUUCGAGGAUGAGGCGGCCACGGCCGAAGGAGACAAAAAUGGCAAGAUAAAUGACACAAAUGGAGGAGCUGAGCUGAGGUGCAAGAAGUGUCGUCGGGUCCUUGCCACCACUCCUUUCAUUGUCCCACACAAGGACCGGGGUAAUGCUGAUCGAUCUGAUUGUCCCCAUUAUUUUAUAGAAGCUCUUUCCUGGAUGCGCCCAAUCCUCGAGGAAGGCAAGCUUGAUGGCCGGUUGGCGUGUCCCAACACUAAAUGUGGGGCAACCAUCGGGCGGUACGCCUGGCAGGGCUUCCGGUGCACUUGUGGUGACUGGGUUGGGCCAGCCUUCUCGCUACAGAAGAGUAAGGUUGACAAAGUUGUGACCGGGUCAAGACAGAACAGUGGUAGGAUGGCUGGCAUUUCGAUCCGGAUUCCUCCAAGACCAGUCCCCAGUCAAUCAGUUGUUCCUGAAAAUGGUGGGGAUAAAUGUAAGCAAAACCUCUAA
Molecule: messenger RNA, 1332 nt
Organism: Thermochaetoides thermophila DSM 1495
Lineage: Eukaryota; Fungi; Ascomycota; Sordariomycetes; Sordariales; Chaetomiaceae
Exons: 3
Coding region: 1-1332 (443 amino acids)
Biological process (GO): protein dephosphorylation
Cellular component (GO): nucleus
Molecular function (GO): protein tyrosine/serine/threonine phosphatase activity
Source: RefSeq, a predicted model, not a curated record